Theobroma umbraticum is the source of this 2113-nucleotide messenger RNA. RefSeq names its product ATP-citrate synthase beta chain protein 2-like. Gene Ontology annotation, biological process: fatty acid biosynthetic process; acetyl-CoA biosynthetic process. The record is from RefSeq and is a predicted model, not a curated record. Gene Ontology annotation, cellular component: cytosol. NCBI's taxonomy places the organism in Eukaryota, Viridiplantae, Streptophyta, Magnoliopsida, Malvales, Malvaceae. Gene Ontology annotation, molecular function: ATP citrate synthase activity.
UAUUCUUGUUUUGGUGCUUCAAUAUUUCUUCACCUUCCCUUCCCUUCUAAAUCAAUCAACUAACUACUCAUAAACAACCUCUACAUUGUUAUUUACUUUUAUCUCUCUCUGUAUUCCAGAUUUUCAGUCCACUCUGUUUUAAGUUCCAUCUCGGGGUCGAUGCUCUUUAUUUAAUUCUCCUUCCUUCAUUUGAUUGUUCUAAAUUUCUCGCUGGUUGUUCCUUUUACCUUCAUGCUAAGGGAUCUGGUCUUAGAAUAUGGCGACAGGGACACUGUUCACCCGGACUACACAGGCAUUGUUCUACAACUACAAGCAGCUUCCAAUUCAGCGAAUGCUUGAUUUUGACUUUCUUUGUGGUAGGGAAACACCCUCUGUUGCUGGAAUUAUCAACCCAGGUUCUGAGGGAUUCCAAAAGCUCUUUUUUGGUCAGCAAGAAAUUGCAAUCCCAGUUCAUUCAACCAUUGAAGCAGCUUGUGCUGCCCACCCUACUGCUGAUGUUUUUAUCAACUUUGCAUCAUUCAGAAGUGCUGCAGCUUCAUCAUUGGCUGCUUUGAAACAGCCGACCAUCAGAGUGGUGGCUAUAAUUGCUGAAGGUGUUCCGGAAUCAGAUACUAAGCAGUUGGUUGCAUAUGCUCAAGCAAAUAAUAAGGUUGUUAUUGGCCCUGCCACAGUCGGCGGUAUCCAAGCAGGAGCUUUUAAGAUUGGUGAUACGGCGGGAACAAUUGACAACAUCAUCCACUGCAAACUUUACAGACCUGGGUCUGUUGGAUUUGUCUCUAAAUCAGGUGGCAUGUCUAAUGAACUUUACAACACAAUUGCUCGUGUUACAGAUGGCAUCUAUGAAGGGAUUGCAAUUGGAGGAGAUGUCUUUCCUGGCUCAACUCUUUCUGACCACAUAUUGCGAUUCAAUAACAUCCCACAGGUCAAGAUGAUGGUUGUUCUUGGGGAACUUGGGGGUCGAGAUGAAUAUUCACUAGUUGAAGCUCUAAAACAGGGGAAAGUAAACAAACCUGUAGUUGCUUGGGUUAGUGGAACAUGUGCAAGGCUAUUCAAAUCAGAAGUGCAGUUUGGUCAUGCUGGUGCUAAAAGUGGUGGGGAAAUGGAAUCAGCACAAGCAAAAAAUCAGGCAUUGAAAGAGGCCGGUGCUGUUGUUCCCACUUCAUAUGAAGCAUUUGAGACUGCAAUUAAGGAGACAUUUGAGAAACUUGUUGAAGGGGGGAAAAUUACUGCAGCAAAAGAAUUCAAGCCUCCCCCGAUUCCUGAGGAUCUUAAUAGCGCAAUUAAAAGUGGGAAAGUUCGAGCUCCAACUCAUAUUAUAUCUACCAUCUCUGAUGACAGAGGUGAGGAGCCAUGUUAUGCUGGUGUUCCAAUGUCCUCCAUUAUAGAACAAGGUUUAGGAGUAGGUGAUGUCAUCUCUCUUUUGUGGUUCAAGCGUAGUCUUCCUCAUUACUGUACACGUUUUAUUGAGAUCUGCAUCAUGUUAUGUGCUGAUCAUGGUCCCUGUGUCUCUGGUGCUCACAAUGCUAUAGUCACUGCAAGGGCUGGAAAGGAUCUUGUUUCUAGCCUUGUCUCCGGUUUGCUUACAAUUGGUCCCAGAUUUGGUGGAGCCAUUGAUGAUGCUGCUCGAUAUUUCAAGGAUGCUUGUGAUAGAGGACUUUUGCCAUAUGAGUUUGUUGAAGGCAUGAAAAAGAAGGGUAUUCGUGUUCCUGGUAUUGGACAUAGGAUCAAGAGAGGAGACAACAGAGAUAAGAGAGUGGAGAUACUACAACUGUUUGCACGCACCCAUUUUCCUUCAGUGAAGUACAUGGAGUAUGCAGUUCAAGUUGAGACAUAUACCUUGUCAAAGGCCAACAACCUUGUUCUCAAUGUAGAUGGUGCUAUAGGCUCUCUUUUCUUGGAUCUUCUUGUUAGCAGUGGAAUGUUCAGUAAACCCGAGAUUGAUGAGAUUGUUGAAAUUGGUUAUCUGAAUGGACUAUUUGUACUAGCGCGCUCCAUUGGUUUGAUUGGGCACACCUUUGACCAGAAGAGAAUGAAGCAGCCGCUGUACCGCCAUCCAUGGGAGGAUGUUCUCUACACAAAGUGAUACAUAGCUAUAUUAGCCAUUUAAAAAUUU